UCAGUUUCGCCGUGGGUGGGCUGGAAAAACGUGACCGGAUCAGCGAGUCCAGUGGAGAUCACGUUUGAGUUCGACGACGUCAGGAACUUCACUGAAGUGUCGCUGUACAUGAGCAACAGGUUCUCUGAGAACGUCAAGAUUUUCUCGUAUGCAAGAGUGUUCUUCAGUGUUGGUGGAAGGUACUACAACACGAAUCCGACGACGGCAUAUUAUGCAGUUGACGAGCUUUUGCAACACCCGCGAUUUGCGAAGAUCAAGUUGCGAAACGGUGUCGGGAAGUUUGUCAAGUUGCAGCUGUUUUACGCGGCUCGGUGGAUGAUGAUCUCCGAGGUCGUCUUCGUAUCUGAAAUCUUGAAAGGAGAUCGUCCAGAUGAAGAAGAGCCGGUGCUGACGGCCCCAGACGACGUUCUCCCGCCGCAUCACGAGAAUUUCGCCACCCCGGCCCGGGUUCCUCCAGUGCUGGGCGAUGACAUCGUCGAGCACCGCAGCAGCAGCAGCAGUAAUAACGGCGGCGGCACUAGUGGCGACGGCGGCAAAGACCCGCCGCCGCACGCGGGUGACAGGAGCAACGACGGGCCGGACUUGACUGUCGUUGGCGUCGUCGUCGGCGUCCUAGCUGCCGUCGUCGUGCUUUGCGGCGGGGUGAUGUUCGCCUUCGUGCUCAAGAGCAAACGGCGACGCGUCAAGGGCGGCGGCACUCCGCUGGCUGGCAACGGCAAGGACUCUUUGAACGAGAAAAGAGUCACUAUCAACAUGAAGGAUUUGCGAAUGAACAUGAACCUGACCCCGAUGAACAACGGGUUUUCGAGGGCCAACGGGAAGAUCUACGGACAGGUCGCUGUGGAGGACGACUACGGUUGCGAGCAAGGGUUCGGCAGCGUCGGACCCGUCGGUGGUGGGUCUCUGUUGCUGUCGAGUGCCGGAAGUGACGCGAGUUGCGGCGGCCCGGCUUACGAGAUCCUUCAUCCGCAUUCCUCGCCCCUGAAGCACCUCAUGAUGUCCCAAGUGCCGAUGGUGAACCAUGCUUACACGACGAUCGGGAAGACCAGCAGUUAUUCAGAGUCCUCCGAUCGAGGACAGUCUGCUAUAGUGCCCUAUAAUGCAGUAGUCUCUAUACCCGAGUAUAGCGUCGGUCCCGUCGGUGGUGGGUCUCUGUUGCUGUCGAGUGCCGGAAGUGACGCGAGUUGCGGCGGCCCGGCUUACGAGAUCCUUCAUCCGCAUUCCUCGCCCCUGAAGCACCUCAUGAUGUCCCAAGUGCCGAUGGUGAACCAUGCUUACACGACGAUCGGGAAGACCAGCAGUUAUUCAGAGUCCUCCGAUCGAGGACAGUCUGAUAGUGGAUGUGUUCAAGGAGAGUACGCAGUACCGGACAUGAACACGACUGCGGAUUCGACACUCAUGUUCCACGAUGGAUGCAGUUCGAUGACGACAGCAAACACGUCGACGACAGCCGCCACGGCUCAGUUGCUGGGCAAGUUCUCGUCGGCUCGCUCGUCGCCCGUGUCGGCGUCACCUGCAUUGGGCGGCCGGAAGCGGAACCAGCAGCAGCAGCAACAGUCGAUCAACGUUGGCCUCCUCAUUCCGGCGCCACCGCCGCCAUCAGUGCCGCCGCCGCCGGCUGUUGAGGCCUACGACACUUACGACAUUCAUACCGGGAAGCGUGAGACGGUAGUGGACUCGCCGAACAUCAACAAUAACCUGCUCAUGUCGGGGUCGCCUGCUGCGAAGCCGAUGCAAGUGGGAAUCGUGUCCAGAAUUCCGAAACACAAGAUCCAUUUCGUCAGGAAACUCGGUGACGGAGACUUCGGAGAGCAAAUGGUGGCUGUCAAGUCACUGAAUGGCGGAGCAACUGAGCUUUUAAGGUCCACUUUCAUGGAUGAACUCAACAUUCUGACGAGUUUGCGCGACGUGAACAUCGCCCAGGUCGUGGGACUCGUGAGCGACUCGGCGGCGCCGGCUGCCGUACUGCAGUACGCCGAGUACGGUAACCUGCACAAAUUCCUCCGCGAAGGCGGACUCGCCGGCGUGGCCCAAGUCGACCCAGACUCGUUCAGCAAUUCUGGCCACCAAAAGCAGCAACAAUCAUCCCUCACUGCCUCCUUGUUGAACGGCUACGACACUGCGAGUUCCACGGCGUCUUCUUCUUCCGGUUCCUCCGCGUCCACUUCCGGCGAUCCCAAUGCUUCCGCUGCUACGGGAGGAACAGCCAGUCAUAAUAUCACGGACUUGGCCGUGUGUCAGCCAGAGUUUUCGUCUCACUACUACCGUACCGAAGGCGGCCCGUUGCUGCCUGUUCGCUGGAUGGCCUGGGAGUCCAUCAUGGCCGGCAAGUGGACGGUCAAGAGUGACGUUUGGUCCUUCGGUGUGACCUUAUGGGAGAUUUUGACUCAGGCGAAAUCGUUGCCCUUUGGAAAUUUUACCAAUCAGCUGGUGAUCGACAAUCUCGUGCACAUUCAUCAGACUGGUGAAGCAAAGUCUGUUCUUGGGCACCCACCGAAUUGCCCGAAGGAAUUGUACGACCUCAUGCGCGAAUGCUGGCGCAAAAAUGAAGCAGAUCGGCCUCAGUUCAAAGAAAUCCACAUGUUCCUGCAACGCAAAAAUCUCGGGUACCGACCGAAACACUGAAACCCACCCAAACACUGUCUUGCCAAACAAAAAAAUAAAAUAAAAACGAAGUGUAUCAGAAAUCAUUCUGCGAAUCGAUCGCGUAAAGAAGGAGAAAUUCAUUGCUAGUGCCCUGUGAUUACAGACUAAUCCAGUGAUCGAACCCUUAUUCUGUGAUUGUUUCUCCUCCCCCUUUUCAUCUGCAAAAAAAAAAAAGGUACCCCCUUUUUUUGGAAUCGAACACAUCAUUGAAUGCCUGGAUGUCGUACCAAGUUUCUUUUUUUUGGCAUAUCCCUGAGAUUGGUAUGAAAAGCAAAAAGAAAAAAAAAUUAAGAAAGAAAAUUUUGAGGAUGUUGUCUUCAUAUCAGUGCCCGGCAGCUUCUUUUUAUUGGAUCCAGUGUUGCUCUUUUGUUUUGGUUUCCGUUCGAUGUGAGGAUGUCGGAAGCUUACGGUGAUUUUGUAUUUUCCACGGCUCGAGAACUAAUUUGCGUGUGUUCCGCUGCGGAAGACUGUUUUCGAGAUUGAGUGUCACUUUUUUUUUGUUUCGAUUUUUUUGUUGAAAUGUGUUUUUUUUUUCGGUGGAUCGACGAUGAUUCUGAAAAUGCAUGCG
Notodromas monacha is the source of this 3214-nucleotide messenger RNA. Lineage: Eukaryota; Metazoa; Arthropoda; Ostracoda; Podocopida; Cyprididae. The record is from the annotation of a GenBank genome assembly.